Molecule: messenger RNA, 1233 nt
Organism: Varanus komodoensis (Komodo dragon)
Lineage: Eukaryota; Metazoa; Chordata; Lepidosauria; Squamata; Varanidae
Gene: MRNIP
Product: MRN complex interacting protein
Exons: 7
Coding region: 58-1143 (361 amino acids)
Biological process (GO): mitotic G2 DNA damage checkpoint signaling
Cellular component (GO): nucleus
Molecular function (GO): chromatin binding
Source: RefSeq, a predicted model, not a curated record
GGCUCUUCAGUGGGGGGGAGCAGCCGUUGGGACUGCAGACCUCCUGCAGGAUCCCUCAUGGCUCAGCAGCAGUUUCAGGUGCUGCGGUGCUGCUCCUGUCUCGUCUUCCAAGUCCAGCAGGUCAAAAAGAGUAAAACAUGGAAUUGCAAAGUAUGUGAUCAAAAGCAGUCAAUUCUAAAGAUUUUUGGCCAGGGUUCUGGAUCUGAUUGCAGGCACCAUGUGCAGAAACUAAACUUGUUGCAAGGCGAGGUGGAACAGGUGCCUGCAAACCUUCCUGGAUGUAUAGAAGAGCCGGUAGAGGGAGGUGAUGAAAACAUAGCUCUUAACUUGGAAGAUAAAUUGAACUGGCAGGAGAAAAAUGUAGAUUUGGUCAGCCGUUGGACUAAAUAUCUGGAUAAAAGGUAUGAGGAGCCAGAGAAAGAAGACACAGGGGAGGUAUUGAUGUCUUCAGAAAAACGUAUCUGCUCUUCCAAGAGGAACAUGGUAGAACAUUCAAGGAAACAUAAGAAGACUAGGUUAUGCACUAGGGACACCUGGGGAUCUGAGGAAAGGAGUGUUUCUGGAUUUGCAAAGGAUGUCAAAUGUUUUGAGGACGAAAGUAAUUCAGAUACCAUGGGUAUAAAAAGUUGUGGAGAAGCUACAUGUGAAAGUGUGAUGCUGCCUGCUGAAGAACAAGAGCGUGUGCGUCACAGAGAGGACACGGAUGUGCAAUCAAGGGCUGUUGGGCCUUCCAAGUGGGAGAAAUUCCUCUUACCUGGCAAGAGUUGUCACAGCAGUACUGCAGCUGUCACCACACAAGAGAGGCGGGGAAUGCUGGUCCCAGGGCCUGCUGCGGGUGCGAGUGCUGCAAGGGCAGCUGUCUCCAGCGGUACCUGUCAUGGUAACCAGCAUCAUGCAUCACAGCAGCCUGAAGCCAUUCCAUUCGAUCGCACGCAACAGGAUUCUACCAUUGACUGUACUGCAAUAGCCAGCAUACCUAGGGAAGCAUACCAUGCCCCAGCUUUGGUAAAGGUCCAUCAUCUUCAAGAAAGGGUGCCUGACCAAUCUAUAUCCAUUCCGUCUGUGAGUCCUACUAUUUCAAAUUCAAAGAAUCUGUACAGAAACCUGUUUUCUACAGGAGAUGAUUUUGAUGAUGAUAUUUAAGGCUCCGAGUAUCACAACUGGGUUUUGUAGCUUAAUGACCUAUUUUACAUCACAAAACCAUGUUGUAUAAAUAAUAAAAAGGGGAUUGUA